Messenger RNA from Tachysurus fulvidraco (yellow catfish), 6595 nucleotides. Its product is annotated as sodium/potassium/calcium exchanger 2-like. The record is from RefSeq and is a predicted model, not a curated record. NCBI's taxonomy places the organism in Eukaryota, Metazoa, Chordata, Actinopteri, Siluriformes, Bagridae. Gene Ontology annotation, biological process: long-term synaptic depression; intracellular calcium ion homeostasis; calcium ion transmembrane transport. The coding region runs from base 248 to 2104 and encodes 618 amino acids. Gene Ontology annotation, molecular function: calcium, potassium:sodium antiporter activity; calcium channel activity. Gene Ontology annotation, cellular component: membrane. The transcript is spliced from 13 exons.
ACACAUAGAGGCACAGAGAGGCAGAGCGAGAGCAAGGGAGAGAGAGAGAGAGAGAGAGAGAGAGAGAGAGAGAGAGAGAGAGAGAGAGAGAGAGAGAGCUCCUGGGCUCACAACCUACUGCUGCCGGCUUUCCUCUCCAUGCAUGCUACAAUGAGGAAGCCACUGGAGUUGUAAAGGUCAUCCGGAUUUCCUGUACAGCAGCGGCAUGUAUUGUGUGUGCUAAGCCGUACUAGCCGAGUGUUGCAUCAUGGGUCACCGCGUUGUCCGAAGGAAGCUACGUCCAGCUCGGGUGCUCGCACUCCUCCUCGGGAUCUUAGCAAUAAGCUCUGUCUCCUUCUCCAACCUCGGUGCCUUCUUCUUCUCCUCCUCAUCCACAGCCUCAUGGAGCUCCGCCUCCCAGCUAGAGGAGACUCAUGGCUCUGCUCCUCACAGGACUCUCCUCUCGGUUAAUAACACUAUUGAAUCAGGGCAUCAGGGUGAGUAUCCUGAGGACUUGUUCACACUGGAACAGCGGCGCCAAGGUGCAGUUGUCCUGCACGUACUCGGCAUGCUGUACAUGUUCAUUGCAUUGGCCAUCGUGUGUGACGAGUUCUUUGUGCCCGCACUCACGGUCAUCACUGAGAAGCUGGCCAUAUCAGACGACGUGGCCGGUGCUACCUUCAUGGCGGCCGGAGGCUCCGCCCCCGAGCUCUUUACCUCCUUUAUUGGUGUUUUCAUCUCACACAGCAACGUGGGCAUCGGCACGAUCGUAGGGUCGGCCGUCUUCAACAUCCUGUUCGUGAUUGGCAUGUGCGCCGUGUUCUCACGUGAGAUCCUCAACCUGACGUGGUGGCCUCUUUUCCGCGACGUCUCCUUCUACAUCCUCGACCUGAUCAUGCUCAUUGUCUUUUUCCUGGAUAACAGCAUCAGCUGCUGGGAGAGCAUUAGUCUGCUGCUGGCCUACGCCAGCUAUGUGCUCUUCAUGAAGUACAACUCCCAGGUAGAGGCACUCGUCAAAGGCUUGGUGAACCGCAACCAGGUGGUGGAGGUGGCCGAGCCGCAGCCGAAGGUUAGUCCAGUGCCAACGGAGGAUGACAGCAAGCUGUCGGCCAAGCCUCGGCUGCAGAGAGGCGGAAGCUCAGCGUCGCUACACAACAGUCUGAUGAGGAACAGCAUCUUCCAGCUCAUGAUCCACACACUGGACCCGCUUAGUGAAGAAUUCGCUGACUCUGAUGAUACAGACGUUCCAAAACAGAGAGAGAAUGUGGAGCUGGGGACUUAUGGCAAGCUAAAAUAUUAUCACUCAAUGACAGAAGAAGGAAAGUUCCGUGAGAAGGCAUCCAUUCUUCACAAAAUUGCCAAAAAGAAAUGCCAAGUGGAAGACGCUAACGGAGUGGCUGAUAAGAACCUCCCGAAUAGCUCCAGCGUGGAGGUGGAAGUUUCUCCACCUCUGAACGGCACUGCGGGACAAGAGGGAGACGCGGGUGAGGAAGAUGAAGAAGAAGAUCAGCCCCUGAGCCUGUCGUGGCCUGAGAGCAAUCGUAAGCGCCUUACGUACCUCUUACUCCUCCCCAUCGUCGUACCCCUGUGGAUCACGCUGCCCGACGUCCGUAAACCAACAGCCAAAAAGUUUUUCCCCAUCUCGUUCCUGGGUUCCAUCUGCUGGAUCGCUUGCUUCUCCUAUCUGAUGGUGUUUUUGGCUCACCAGGUUGGCGAGACCAUUGGCAUCACGGAAGAGAUCAUGGGGCUGACCAUCCUGGCAGCAGGAACUUCUAUCCCAGAUCUCAUCACCAGCGUCAUUGUGGCACGGAAAGGUCUCGGAGACAUGGCGGUGUCCAGCUCGGUCGGCUCCAACAUCUUUGACAUCACUGUAGGGCUGCCCUUCCCCUGGCUUUUGUUCUCUCUGGCGAACGGUUUGAGUCCAGUGGAGGUGAGCAGCAACGGCCUCUUCUGUGCCAUCGUGCUCCUCUUCAUCAUGCUCCUCUUCGUCAUCAUCUCUAUUGCCGCAUGCAAGUGGAAGAUGAGCAAGCUGCUGGGCUUCAUCAUGUUCCUCCUCUACGUCGUCUUCCUUGUGGUCAGCGUCAUGCUGGAGGACAAGAUCAUCAGCUGCCCCGUUUCCAUCUGACGCUCUUCACUCGCACCGUCAGUCCAGCAAAGCACCCUUUCGGCGAAGCUCCGCCCCUUCUCAUCGAAGCAGGAAGUUGAAAAUGAACCUGAACCUCAAGCUGUAGUUCCUUUAAUAAUUGACCCCUUUAACAUAUCAGUGUCUGUUUACACCCUGAAGCCUCAUCCAUGUCUCUCCAAACCUGCUUUCCCUCUCAUCAGAGUCCGGCGGUUCGUCCCUCACCUGGAACCGCUGGAUGUCUUCGUGUCUUGUGCGAUCUUCUUGACAACGAAUCUUCUAUAGUUGUGUUUUUGGAAAGUUAGUUAGCUGCUUGUGCUGAGCGAUACGUCAAAAUCUGGCAAAAAGGUUCCUGGAACUGUAGAGAAAAAGAACCAUCAAAAAUAGUCUAUAAGGUAGCUGAUAAAAUAUCAGUUUUAUAUUAUUUUAUUAAAUCGUUUAUACUAUUUUAGUUUUACACUUAUAAAAAUCCUCACAACGUUUGAACUUAAACGUAAAGCAAAAAAUGUUUACUAGGGCAAUUCUACGAAAUCUAUUCGUGAUAUAAACCUGAAGAAGAAGAAGAAACAUCUAACCAAGAAAAUCAUUUCUCAUCAUAAGACUCGGUUCAAUCUCCAUCAGACGGUCCGUUUUCUUUUUAAUCAGGUAAAUAAUCUAAUGACCGGAAUGAAAAAAAAAGGAACCUGAUGUGCUGUUGCCAUGGAAACUGCACCACGAAUUGCACAAACCUACACCGUUUUCGUACCACCUGUAGCAAAUAAAAAAAAAAGUCUCUUACGGUUAAUCGUAAGCAUCGUUAGCGACGGGAUGAAGCGAAUUCUGAAAAACAUUUACAAAACAGCAAUAAAGAAAAGAAAAGAAAAGUUAAGCUAGAAAAGUCAUCACUUGGUAAUUCAUAGCUACGUUGCGUAACGACCGCGACGAAGAAUACGAAGCUGUGACUUAUAGUAAACUUUUCCAGGUUUUUCCUCUCAGUUUCUGUUAGUAGCUUCUGCUGUUGUAUCUUUGACCCAUGAAAAUAUUUAGUUUCCAAUUUGCAUAAUGGAUGAUGGAAAGGAAGAACGUGCUGAUUUGGGGUUUCGUUCAUUUUUGUGGGAAAAAAAACAAGCAGAUUUUUAUUUGCAGUUGAACUAAAAGAGAUCGAAGCAUUUUUUGAGAAUAUCAAUUUAAAUGUAAAGCUACAGAUUGGUUUUUUUUUUUUUACAGUGGAUAAAACGAUCGCUCAGCACCAGUGUUGUAAUUUAAUGCUAAGCAAGAGAGAGAGAGAGAGAGAGAGAGAGAGAGAGAGAGAGAUUCAGAUCAGGAUGUACUAUGCAUGGCAUUCUCUUCAUCGAAUCUGAAACCUUGGCAUUUUCUCUAGGAUCGUCUCAUGGGUGAUGUUUCGAGGUCAGAUCCAGAGCUACGUUUGCUACAUGAGCCCUAACUCGUGCAGCUUCACGUUGGCUCGAGAUGUUCUCUAACGAAUGCUCCAGGGACGGACACUGAUGUUUUUACCUUUCAUGAAAGUGUGAAUGUUCUGGUCAGACAGUCGGGGAAAAGAUGUGACAAGAAGACUUGGAGUGCAUUCAGGGCACUAUUGUGUACGUGCAGAUAGUCAUGUUUUUUUUUUAUCAACACUCCCCACCCAUCCCCCGACCAUCUCACCCAUCUGCCCAUCCCCUACCAUCUCACCCAUCUGCCCAUCCCUUGACCGUCUCACCCAUCUGCCCAUCCCUUGACCGUCUCACCCAUCUGCCCAUCCCUUGACCGUCUCACCCAUCUGCCCAUACCUUGACCAUCUCACCCAUCUACCCAUCCCUGACCAUCUCACCCAUCCGCCCAUCCCUUGACCAUCUCACCCAUCUGCCCAUCCCUGACCAUCUCACCCAUCUGCCCAUCCCUUGACCAUCUCACCCAUCUGCCCAUCCCUUGACCAUCUCACCCAUCUGCCCAUCCCUGACCAUCUCACCCAUCUGCCCAUCCCUGACCAUCUCACCCAUCUGCCCAUCCCUUGACCAUCUCACCCACCUGCCCAUUCCUUUACCAUCUCACCCAUCUGCCCAUCCCUUGACCAUCUCACCCAUCUGCCCAUCCCUUGACCAUCUCACCCAUCUGCCCAUCCUCCACCUCCUUUUUACGACUCAGUUACUUUUUCCUGUGUCACGUGCCCGAGUCACAAUUCCACCUGACUGUUGCUCUGAUAAUCGAUAUAGCGAGUAGAACUAGCUGAAGUGCAGUAUUGAAAAUAAUCACCAGAAGAUUUAAAAAAAGAAAGAAAGAAACGAUUCACGAUCAGCGACUCGACACACACCCAUUUCACCCUCAAGCAUGUUAUUGUGUAUACAGAUAACAUAGAUUAGCCUCCUAAAAUAGUAUGCAAGAGGAAAAAAAAACAUAAAACACAGGAGCGGACAGCCGAGUAGACGCUUAUAGACAUAGUUCAGUGUCAAACUAGCCUGUAGAUAGUUCUUAUAUAUAAAUAUCUAUAAAUAAAUGGAAAUAAAUAAAUAUAUAUUAUAUAAUCUCUCGCACCGAAGAGGCUAUGUGCAAUAAUCUCAUUAAAAUACUCAAAGCUUGAAACGCUAACAGAUUUUCAAAAGUAUUUCCAGAUCGUAGUUCACAAUAUGUAGCUUAAUUCUUUACUCUCGUUGAUAUUAACAUUUAAUACUCCACUACGAGCCACAUCUCCAGUUCCUUCGUAGAGAUUCCUACACGUUUUUGUACAGCAAAGGGACAAAAUACAUCUGUUUGUGGUUGUAGAGCAGAAGGUUCAGACUGACGUGGACCGAGUCUCUGAACUUUUACGCUCCGUUAUUCGGUCUCAAUGACAUGCUGAAUAUCGCUCAGAACAUAACGGUCCAAAACUUAGCAACCAUUCAGACUCGUUUAUCUCAUUAGCAUGGCAUACAGAGCGUUGUAUACUAACCCCAUCCGUACUGAUCGAGUAAUACCCCAUAGUUUCUAGAACAAUCUAGAUCCAUCACCGAUACACAUACAUCACAGGGUUAAACAUGUAUGUGUGCAUCUGUGUGUGUGUGUAGUAAAGAGGGCCGCUGCUGGGCCCCUGAGCAAGGCCCUUAACCCUUAAUUGCUCAGUUGUAUGAAUGUAAGUCACUCUAGAUACAGUAAGAGCAUCUAGAAAUUAACCAUUUUACUGGUAACUCCAAAAAAUAGAAACUGGCUAAUCGAUAAAUAUACAAUAAGAUCUUUAGAAAUAUCACCAUCAUGUAUAAUAAUAUUAUAGUUACUCAUAUAGAACUUACACAACAUGAUUCAGAUAAUAAUCUUAUAGAAACUUGGACCUUAAAAAUACAAUAGAAAUCCAGAAGUGUUUCAAAUAUGGUUUGGAUUUCAGCGUUUAAAAAUUCAACAAUUUGUAACCUAAAUAUGUUAAAAAAACAAACAAACAAAAAAAAAAAACAUGGAGGAUUUAUUAGGGACUAUAGCAGUUCCAACUGGGCUUCAGAUUAGAUAUUCAUCUGAGAUUCUGAGAAAAAACUUGGAGUUAAUUUUCCUGUCAAAAGUAGUAACUUAUAAACAUUAUUUAAAAAAAUGUAAAGUUUGUUUAUUGCAUUUUUACAAUUUCUUAAUGAAUUUUUAAUAACAGAUUAUUACUUCUGACCGCAAAAUAGCUUCAUAUUGGAAAUCGGAUCAUUCUCAAAUGUUUGGAAUUAAUGUUUUCAAUUUAAUGUACAUUUUUGCUUAUUAUUAUUAUUAUUAUUAUUAUUAUUAUUAUUAUUAUUAUUAUUAUUAUUAUUACUAUUAUUAUUAUUAUUAUUAUUAUUAUUAUUAUUAUUAUUAUUAUUAUUAUUAUUAUUAUUUACACAGAUUUACAGGUCAAUCUGUUUUCUUGAAUUACUUGAACCCGACUCAGCAUUUGAUGAAAAUUUCAUUCCCCCAAAAUAUUAUAAAGUAUUAAAUAAAACAUACUCGUCUAAAACUUAUAAAAUGUCUUAGUUUCUAAUUUAUUAUUUAGAUCAACUUUAUAUUUUAGUUCAAUAAUAAUUAUUUACAGGUAUAUCCCAAACCUUUUGAAGUGCAGUGAUUAUUUAUUAAAUUUUUUUGCACACUUAGUGAAUGAUUGUAUAAACACAUUUCAGAGUUUUUUAGGACUCCGUAUUUAUUUCUAAUCCUUUGCAGGACACUGUAAUAUACAGCAGUUUACUUGGAAGGUUGCGUUGAUUUCAGCUCAAGAGAGAAAUAACAGGAAAUUUUUAUUCUCUGGACAAAAACUAACAUUUUUUCUACACAAGCUCAGCACUGUGGGGCUUUCUUUUCGGUAGGAAGGCGACUCACUCGGUUCAUCAUAAUCAUCCUCAUCAUCAUCAUCAUCAUCAUCAUCAUGACAGAGAUAGGGUUUAACGCUAACGCCUCACACUCAACACUGAAUGUGUACAGAUAUACAUAUACACACACUGGAUCAUGUAACUUGUGUAAAAGAAAAGAGUCUAUGUAUCAAUGCAAAAGUAUGUAAUAAAUGAAAUAAAGGUAAAUAUAAUGAAAACUGGUUGGUUU